GGGGUUCUCCCCACAUUUUACUCUUUCUUGAUGACUCCUGGAGGUGGUAGUGGGCCCAUGAAAGACUGUGAAUACAGUCAGAUCAGCACACACAGCUCUUCGUCUCCCAUGGAGUCUCCCCAUAAGAAAAAGAAAUCAGUUCCCAAGAGAAAAUGGGAGGUUUUUCCUGGAAGAAACAAAUUCUUCUGCAAUGGGAGGAUCAUGAUGGCUCGACAGACUGGAGUCUUCUACCUGACUCUUGUUCUCAUCUUGGUCACCAGUGGACUCUUCUUUGCAUUUGAUUGCCCGUAUUUGUCAGAGAAGAUUACACCUGCUAUACCUGCAAUUGGUGGGAUUCUUUUCUUUUUCGUGAUGGGGACCCUGCUGCGUACUAGUUUCAGUGACCCUGGUGUCCUCCCCCGCGCAACACCAGACGAAGCAGCAGAUCUAGAGAGACAAAUAGGUAACACCGAAGAUAUAGCAAAUGGCUGCAGUUCAGGAGGAUAUCGUCCCCCUCCCAGAACAAAAGAAGUGAUCAUCAAUGGACAGACAGUGAAACUAAAAUAUUGUUUUACUUGCAAGAUUUUCCGCCCACCUCGUGCCUCACAUUGCAGCCUUUGUGAUAACUGCGUAGAACGGUUUGAUCACCACUGUCCCUGGGUAGGCAACUGUGUGGGGAAAAGAAACUACAGAUUUUUUUAUAUGUUUAUUUUAUCUCUGUCCUUUCUGACAGUCUUUAUAUUUGCAUUCGUUAUCACCCACGUCAUCCUUCGUUCUCAACAAACAGGGUUCCUCAAUGCUCUGAAGGACAGUCCUGCAAGUGUGCUGGAAGCUGUGGUGUGUUUUUUCUCAGUAUGGUCCAUUGUUGGCCUCUCAGGUUUUCAUACGUAUUUGAUCAGCUCCAAUCAAACAACAAAUGAAGAUAUUAAAGGAUCAUGGUCAAAUAAAAGAGGUAAAGAAAACUAUAAUCCCUACAGUUAUGGCAACAUCUUUACUAACUGCUGUGCAGCUCUCUGUGGGCCCCUUUCUCCAAGCUUAAUUGACAGAAGAGGAUUUAUACAGCCGGAUACACCGCAAUUAGCAGGACCAUCAAAUGGCAUUACCAUGUACGGGGCCACACAAUCCCAGAGCAACAUGUGUGACCAAGAUCAGUGCAUUCAGAGCACUAAAUUCGUUUUGCAGGCUGCUGCCACCCCCCUCCUCCAGAGCGAGCCAAGCAUAACUAGCGAAGAGCUCCCUUUACCAGGAAAGACUUCUCUCAGUGGGCCUUGUGCAACUCUGACUCUAGGGCAACCAACACCACCAUCUUCUAUGCCUAAUCUCACAUCAGAUUCAGGUUUGACAGACAUCAUACCAUUAAAAGAGGAGCACGAAGGCCAUCAGUUCCUCACUCCCGAAGAAGCUCCGUCGCCGCCCGGGAUGCUGCCGAGCGGGAGCCCCAUUGCGCACAGCCGCACCAUGCACGUCCUGAGCCUGGCCAGCCAGGACUCCUUGCACGAAGACUCGGUGCGCGGCCUCGUGAAGCUUAGCUCGGUUUGAGCAGCUUUUCUGAACAUCACACCAUUCCCCGGUGUCUAUACAGAUCUGUGCUUGGCAGGAAUGGCGCUGCAGUACCGCUGUAAGGCUUCGUAACAUGCCUGUAAUGGAAACUUUAUCACUUAAUGGAGUCUACUAAAAAGGACAAGUUAUUUUUUUCAAUGGAGCUAUGGCAUUUUUUUGACCAGGUUGUUAACGGUUGUGCUUUGAUGGUGACUGCUUUUUACUUUUAAAUAAAACCAGAAAAGGUCAAUAAUCUCGUUUCCUGAAGCUGGGGUACAGUGAGUUGGAAGCCAGCCUGUAGCAAACACCAUGUACAGUACUAAAGAGAGAGAUUCUUGGAUGUAAGUGUCAUGCUCUGUGUUCUAUGCUCUUGUAAUACACACUUGUUACGGCUUACCACACCUGUGGCCAGAAUGAUCUGCACUUACGUGUUAUGCUACCAAUAUUUGACAUAGAAAAUUGCCAUUCCAUUUGUUAAUACAAAACAAAACAAAAGACUGCAGAUGUGGAUUUGCAUGCCACGCUACAGUAUGUGUUACAGUGGUGUUGGUAUUAAGAGAAAGUGCUGCUUUUUUAUUUGUGACUUUCAAAGUGCUGUUUCGUUUAAAGACAGUACAGCAAACAAAUUAAUGGACUAUAUUUUUUGAAUUUAUUAAAUUUUAUUUUAAAUUAAUCAGUGGUGCCUAGAAGAUGAUGAAUUACUGAUUUGAUCAUGUUGCAUAUCAUUUAACCUUAUGUUUAAGUGUUUAAGUGAGGUAUUGUGUUGUGCCAUACCACAAGAUCCUUCCACUCCCUAAUGUGAUACAAUUACCUGUGGACCUCCAAUAAAAUGACAUCCUCUAUUCCAUUGGUGUGUACAGUUA
Molecule: messenger RNA, 2381 nt
Organism: Passer montanus (Eurasian tree sparrow)
Lineage: Eukaryota; Metazoa; Chordata; Aves; Passeriformes; Passeridae
Gene: ZDHHC14
Product: zinc finger DHHC-type palmitoyltransferase 14
Exons: 9
Coding region: 31-1518 (495 amino acids)
Biological process (GO): protein targeting to membrane; peptidyl-L-cysteine S-palmitoylation
Cellular component (GO): Golgi apparatus; endoplasmic reticulum
Molecular function (GO): protein-cysteine S-palmitoyltransferase activity
Source: RefSeq, a predicted model, not a curated record